AUUUACGGAGUCAGUUUACAGAUCUCUGGACAAGAACGAGGGACAAGAAGAUGGAGCAAGGCAUUCACACUGAAGCACAGCUGGCCGCUGCCAUAGAGGCAGGAGAGUGGUAUGACAGCGAUAGUGAGACGGAGAAUGACAACUCAGAGGCUGAGCUGUCAGGAGAGGCCUCUAGUGAAGAGGUUGACUGGACAAAUUAUUUUUGGAACACUGGAGACAAACUAGAUACUAAUGCACCUCUAAGCAGGACACUAGAUGCGCACGCCAUCCUCAAGCAGCUAUCUCAACUGGGAACAGACUAUGUUGAUUAUGGGGGCCAAGAGGGAACAGUGAAUGAAGGCGACGAAAAUGGAAAGAAAAACUCCGAAGAGGAUGAAGCUACAUGUAGGAGUGCUGAGUCAGCAGCUGUGGUUCCGACAGAUGGGGUGACUGAUAGUACCACCCCCCACAGUCAAAGUGAGAGACCCAAACACUACAGUAUUGCACACGAGAUAAUGACAACAGAGAGAACGUAUGUGCAGAGUGUGCGGCUCCUGGAAAAGGUGGUUCACGGUGCUAUCAAGACAUCUCAAAUGACCGGGAGGGCCAUCCUUCCAGAGCAGGGCAGGAAAGAAAUAUUCCUGAACAUUGGUGAAAUUUAUGCCUUAAACUUUGACCUUCUGCAAGAACUAGAAGACAGACUUAAAAACUGGGACUCCAAUUCAAUGAUUGCGGACGUACUGGCUAAGCGUGCUCCUUUCUUUAAGCUGUACUCGAUGUAUAGUGCCAGAUUUGACAGUGCUCAGGCGGCCUACUGUAAGUGGCUCAAGACCUCCAAACCGUUUGCAGAGCUCAUCAAACUUAUUGAAACAGGUCCUUUGUGUAAAGGUCUGCCUGUCUCCAGCUACAUGCUCUGCCCUGUCCAGCGUAUCCCUAGGUACAAACUACUUCUGGAAGACUACCUGAAGCACUUGCCAGAGGAUCACCCGGACAUAGACAACACCAAAGCUGCCCUGGCAGCCAUAGCUGAGGCUGCCGAACAUAUGAACGAAAGAAUUACAGACAUGGAGAACCAAGUCAAGGUGGUUCAAAUGCAGAAAACCUUUGUUGGCAAGGAGAACAUAGUUGCUCCUGGUCGAAAGUACAUUGGUAGGGGUCCGGUGUUCUUUGUACCCGGGAGCAGAUGGAAGCAGAGAGUACUCUUCCUGUUCUCAGAUGUGCUCCUGGUUGCCCGAAUCACAGCUGCUGGGAGAUAUCGGAUACGCCACAAAGUGCCACUCAAGAAAAUGCUGGUUUCAAUAGUCGAGUCUCCAGUACUCCGUAAUGGAUUCUGUAUUGCCGAGAGAGGUCUGACAAAGCCGUUUAGAUUUUGUACCAAGAGUGUGGAAGAGCGUACCAAGUGGAUCACAGAGUUGAGCAAUGCCAAGACGAAAGAUGAGGGCGUUCUGGCUACUAUGGGCAAGAACUCUCCCUAUGCUGCCGUUCUCAAUGACCCUGAAGCUCAUAGCUCCAUCAUGGCAGUUCUUAACGACCCUUCAUUCGAACACAACCAUCCCUCGUGGGUUCGAAGGUCACUUCGAUAUGCACCCACUACUGUCCGCAAGGGGCUACCUUUUACCAGCUAUGCUUUGGCGUCUCAACAGCUGUCUCGUGAGACAGGUGGUGGGGAGAACGGAGGCGUGGAGGAGGUGGACUUUGGAGAGGGAGUGGUCACAGAGUUUGUGUGUGAAAGAAAAUAUACUAAGGUGUUGCGGCCUGGUCUGGACCACUCUCUGAGCAGCUACAUGCACUACCAGUGUGAGGGGAAGCUAAUGGAGGUCCGAUGGUUUGUCCUCACCUGCAGAACACUCGUCUGCUAUCAGGACCACACAGUGAGAAGAGCUUUUACAUGUUCAUGGUACAUGUACCCAGUGAUGUGCCCAGCAUUUCAAAGUGCACGAUGUGGCCAGUGGUGCCCUCACUCUAACUGGCUGUACUCUGUCCACUGCCAUACAGGAAGAAGUGCCGGAGAGAAGAUACACGUUCAAACUGUGCCAUGAAAAGACGACUCAUACUUUCCAACUCCUGACAGCCUACGAGUAUGACAGGUGGAUGAGUACUUUACAAGAACUAUUAUACAGCCAGCAGACUCAUGAAUAGUGUGUAAUUAUGAAAUAAUAUUAUAUUUUUAGUGUACUGUACACAUUAUUUUUUAUUGAAACUCCGCCCAGUGAA
Messenger RNA from Halichondria panicea, 2193 nucleotides. Its product is annotated as FYVE, RhoGEF and PH domain-containing protein 6-like. The coding region runs from base 51 to 2018 and encodes 655 amino acids. The transcript is spliced from 20 exons. Lineage: Eukaryota; Metazoa; Porifera; Demospongiae; Suberitida; Halichondriidae. The record is from RefSeq and is a predicted model, not a curated record. Gene Ontology annotation, cellular component: cytoplasm. Gene Ontology annotation, molecular function: guanyl-nucleotide exchange factor activity.